UUAAGUUCUAACCUAGGCAAACAUGCUCCAAGUCUAGCCCAUUCUUGAAUACAAACACAAAUCUCUCUCCAAAAGAGCCCAAUUUCAUCUCUGAUUAGAUACCAGAAUUAUGGGUCAGGGCACUCCCGGCGGAUUGAAUCGCCAAUUUCCCGGAGAUCGGAAGAAUGAUGGCGACAAGAAAGACAAGAAAUUCGAGCCACCGCCGGCGCCUGCUCGUGUAGGCCGUAAGCAGAGGAAGCAAAAGGGAUCCGAGGUGGCGGCACGGGUCCCGACGGUGACGCCACUGUCCAAGUGCAAACUGCGGCUGCUAAAGCUCGAAAGAAUCAAGGACUAUUUGUUAAUGGAAGAAGAGUUCGUAGCAAAUCAGGAAAGGUUGAAACCCCAGGAAGAGAAAACAGAGGAGGAUCGAUCGAAGGUCGAUGACCUGCGUGGGUCCCCCAUGAGCGUUGGGAACUUGGAGGAGUUGAUUGAUGAGAAUCACGCCAUUGUCUCGUCGUCUGUGGGGCCAGAGUACUACGUCGGGAUCUUGUCCUUUGUCGACAAGGAUCAGCUCGAACCUGGCUGCUCGAUCCUCAUGCACAAUAAGGUUCUUUCUGUUGUUGGACUUCUUCAAGAUGAUGUCGACCCCAUGGUUUCUGUAAUGAAGGUCGAAAAGGCACCAUUGGAAUCUUAUGCUGAUAUUGGUGGGUUGGAUGCCCAGAUCCAGGAGAUUAAAGAGGCUGUUGAGCUCCCAUUGACUCACCCUGAAUUAUAUGAAGACAUUGGUAUCAAGCCUCCCAAGGGGGUCAUACUGUAUGGGGAGCCUGGAACGGGAAAAACAUUGCUUGCAAAGGCUGUUGCAAACUCUACAUCAGCAACUUUCUUGCGUGUUGUUGGAAGUGAAUUGAUCCAAAAAUACCUGGGAGAUGGUCCUAAAUUGGUGAGGGAACUCUUUAGAGUUGCUGAUGAUCUCUCCCCAUCUAUUGUCUUUAUUGAUGAAAUUGAUGCAAUUGGUACAAAAAGGUAUGAUGCUCACUCAGGUGGUGAACGUGAAAUUCAGAGGACUAUGCUGGAGCUUCUGAACCAAUUAGAUGGUUUUGAUUCAAGAGGAGAUGUUAAAGUAAUUCUUGCAACAAAUAAAAUUGAAAGUCUUGAUCCUGCUCUGCUUCGACCUGGCAGAAUAGACCGGAAGAUUGAAUUCCCUCUUCCAGAUAUUAAGACUAGGAGGCGUAUUUUCCAGAUACACACAUCGAGGAUGACAUUGGCAGAUGACGUUAACCUAGAAGAGUUUGUUAUGACAAAAGAUGAGUUUUCUGGAGCUGAUAUCAAGGCAAUAUGUACUGAAGCUGGAUUGCUUGCUUUAAGAGAGCGCCGUAUGAAGGUGAUGCAUCCAGAUUUCAAGAAGGCUAAAGACAAGGUUAUGUUCAAGAAGAAAGAAGGUGUUCCAGAAGGGCUCUAUAUGUGAUCAUAACCUUGUUCUGUUUGGCCAUCAACUCAUUUCUCGAUUUCUCAAGAACUUUUACAGCUUGUUUGUCUUUUGAACCCUUGGGCUCUUGUUCUUACGGUGAUCUUGUGAUCAUUUAUGAAAGAUGAAAGUUCCAGGUGUCAAAAUUUGCCGAUCCAAAUAGGCAUGGUUAAUUUUUCUUAUUUCAUGAGGUGUCCCUGACCCUUCUUAAGACUCGUACUCCUAUGUAAUUUACAUUGUCAAAAGUUUGCCUGCAUCCAAUUGCUGUAUUGUAGAUCAUUUGAUACUGCAAAGCUCAUAUAUGUUACUUUCCUUGCAAUGAAGAAUUUCAGUGGAAAAAAAAUGCUUAGGUGUGUGCGAAGCUAUUAUGUCCUAUGUGCUUACGAGGAGAAGACUCCAGCAUGUCCCAUGCCCCGUCAGUGACCAUUGGUCUAUGGUGACAUCUUUCUCACUUCCAGUGUGUAAUUACGCUUGUGAUGUUAGCAUCUUCUUACUAUCA
This is a messenger RNA of Olea europaea var. sylvestris, 1943 nucleotides long. RefSeq names its product 26S proteasome regulatory subunit 4 homolog A-like. Bases 110 to 1444 code for a protein of 444 amino acids. Lineage: Eukaryota; Viridiplantae; Streptophyta; Magnoliopsida; Lamiales; Oleaceae. The record is from RefSeq and is a predicted model, not a curated record. Gene Ontology annotation, molecular function: proteasome-activating activity; ATP hydrolysis activity; ATP binding. Gene Ontology annotation, biological process: proteasome-mediated ubiquitin-dependent protein catabolic process. The transcript is spliced from 6 exons. Gene Ontology annotation, cellular component: proteasome regulatory particle, base subcomplex.